CCAUCACCCAGUACAGUUUCUCACAGCGAGUCAAAACUUUCCACUAUGCCACUUUUGAGGGCAUCCGAAACCGCCGUAUCUUCGAUUGAAAGUUCAAACGCUGCUUCUGCACCGAUGAAAAAACCAGUAAAAGAAAUUGAAGUAUCAAUACAAUUCUUGCAUGAAGUAAUACGUACCGAUAUGUUGGAAAUACUUAUUGGUAGCACCAGUGCUGUUUUUGAUUCAGUUCUUUCCUAUAUAGCAACGCUAAAAUACCCUGCAUCUUCUGUUCAGGAUGCCCUAAUCGCGUUAUUGGAUUGGGUUGAGAAUAAGAUCUUAUCAAGUGAUAUCUAUGACGAUAUUGAUACCGUUAUACAACCAAGGAACUCAGAAAGCGAUGGAAGUGAAGGAGUACGGCUGGCUACCAAGCUUUUGAAGGCUAUUGCGGAAAUCGAUAAGAAGUCAUAUGAAGCUGAUUCAAAGCCUGAGCAUAUUAAUCUGGUAGAAGUUCAUGAGGGACAUAACAACAAAUCCACAACAGCAAAUAAUUCAGGCUUCCACAGAACCACUGAUGUAAGUGUGAUGGAUCAAAGUCUUGAUGAAUUCUUGGCACAGCUGAAUCUUCACCAAGUCGCAAAAUUUGAACCAAUUUUCCCGCAAGUUGAAAAUGAAGAUAGUGACGAGGAUGAUUUGGAUAUUGUACAUGAAAAAAGAGAAGAACGAGAAGAAAAAAAGGAUACGAAAACUUGUGAAGAAGAAAUUCAGCGGUUGUCAGAUGGGAGUGAAAUAAGGACACGGAAAACGAGAACAUUUAAUAUGCAGCAGAAUAGCAAACAGGUAACGGUACGGUCACAUGGUAGUGGAGGUGAUGAGAUUGUGAAUACCUUUCAUGAUGGUAAUACGUCAUUCAACGAUGAUCUUGCAACCGAUGAUUUUUUUACGACACCUCGAAAUUCAUUUGGACGUAACCGCCUGAAUGGAGCCACAUGUUUGAAUGACUUGCUAAAGACAACGAAUGAUUCGACUAACCUUGAUGAAGGCAUCUCACAAAAAAUCAAAAGUGUUCAGCACACAGAUACCGUUUCUCAAAAAGUAUCGAAGACAGAGAAGAAAAAUGGAAAAAUCAUCACGGAUGAUGCUGCGCAGAAAAUUGAUAGAAGUGAGCUAAAUGCUAGACAAGUGGAAACUUUUAAGGAUGUUGAGUUGCUGGAUCGUCGAGGAAGUGGUUCUUAUGAAGAGCAUAGUACGGUGAAAAUGGGUCUAACAAAAUCGUCAUCCUCACCUCCAAUUCCACCGAAGCAACGUCAUGUUAUUCAAUAUAUGCAG
This is a messenger RNA of Cercopithifilaria johnstoni, 1305 nucleotides long. The record is from the annotation of a GenBank genome assembly. Lineage: Eukaryota; Metazoa; Nematoda; Chromadorea; Rhabditida; Onchocercidae.